This is a messenger RNA of Castor canadensis (American beaver), 847 nucleotides long. The record is from RefSeq and is a predicted model, not a curated record. Lineage: Eukaryota; Metazoa; Chordata; Mammalia; Rodentia; Castoridae.
CUUCCGGGAGCUGCGGUCGGGUGGCUGACGUGGAGGCACCCAAAGGGAAACCGGGAGUGGCAGGGCCCGGUAAUCUGGCGUCGUAGCCAGAGGUCUGAAGGAUGCUCACCAAAUUCGAGACCAAGAGCGCGCGGGUCAAAGGACUCAGUUUUCAUCCCAAAAGACCCUGGAUCCUGACCAGUUUACACAAUGGGGUCAUCCAGUUGUGGGACUAUCGGAUGUGCACCCUUAUUGACAAGUUUGAUGAACAUGAUGGUCCAGUGAGAGGCAUUGACUUCCAUAAGCAGCAGCCACUGUUUGUCUCUGGAGGCGAUGACUAUAAGAUUAAGGUUUGGAAUUACAAACUGCGGCGAUGUCUUUUUACAUUGCUUGGUCACUUGGAUUAUAUUCGCACAACAUUUUUUCAUCAUGAGUAUCCUUGGAUUCUCAGUGCCUCAGAUGAUCAGACCAUUCGCGUAUGGAACUGGCAGUCCAGAACCUGUGUCUGUGUGUUAACGGGCCACAACCAUUAUGUAAUGUGUGCUCAGUUCCACCCCUCAGAAGACCUGGUUGUAUCAGCUAGCCUGGACCAGACUGUACGCGUUUGGGAUAUUUCUGGUCUAAGGAAAAAAAACUUGUCUCCUGGAGCAGUGGAGUCGGAUGUGAGAGGAAUAACUGGGGUUGAUCUAUUUGGAACUACGGAUGCGGUGGUGAAGCACGUACUAGAGGUACCUAUUUCUACAGCCAGUGGAUGGUAUGGGCUGAAUUGUAAUAGAAAGUCUCAACAUGUUGUCCAUUUUUUCAUUCCUUUAACAAAUAUUUAUUAAGUGCCAGGGACUAUUUGCGGCAUAGGGAAUAGAGCUGUGAA